Molecule: messenger RNA, 1602 nt
Organism: Trichoderma aggressivum f. europaeum
Lineage: Eukaryota; Fungi; Ascomycota; Sordariomycetes; Hypocreales; Hypocreaceae
Exons: 5
Coding region: 1-1602 (533 amino acids)
Biological process (GO): transmembrane transport; carbohydrate transport
Cellular component (GO): membrane
Molecular function (GO): carbohydrate:proton symporter activity
Source: RefSeq, a predicted model, not a curated record
AUGGAGAAACACGAGGAGGCGGCAGUUGCCGGGCAGGAAUUGGGCCAUGGGGAGAAGGGAGAGCUCGUUCACAUCGAUGUAACGCGUGAUAUCACUCGCGCUGAACACGAGCUUGGCUUCUGGCAGGCCAUGAGACAGUAUCCCACGGCUACGUUCUGGGCCAUGUUUUUCAGUAUUGCCGUCAUCAUGUCGGGUUAUGAUGGCCAAAUCAUCUUCUCUUUUUACGCUCUCCCAGCAUUCCAAAAGCGAUACGGAAAUCUUGUCGGCGGCUCCUACGAAAUCCCUGCCCCAUGGCAGACCGCCCUCGGAAUGGGCAACCCAAUCGGCCAAGUUCUUGGUGCACUUGCCAGUGGCUAUCCGAUGGAACGAUUCGGCCGAAGAUGGACACUAGCUGUGUGCUGCGUAUGGUCAAUCGGCUUUGUUUUUGUGCAAUUUUUUGCCAACUCUCUUUCGAUGCUCUGCGCCGGCGAAAUUCUAGGCGGUCUAGCUUACGGUUUCUACGUGGUGAUUGCUCCGACCUACGCGUCGGAAAUCUGUCCCCUGGCUCUCCGGGGUCUGCUCACGGCAUUCAUCAACUUGGCCUUUGUCAUCGGUCAGUUUAUUGCGCAAGGAGUUGCUGCUGGCCUAGAGGGCCGAGAAGAUGAGUGGGCAUAUAAGGCGCCAUUUGCACUGCAAUGGCUCUGGCCCUUAGUGAUCCUCGUGGGCCUACCAUUUGCUCCAGAAAGUCCAUAUUGGCUUGUCCGCCAGGGACGCAAGGAAGAUGCCCGUAAGGCGUUGGUGAAAUUGUCGUCUUCUAAAAAUGCACCAGAUAUCGACCAGGUGCUGCUUGGAGUAGAGCAGACAGAUCUCCUGGAACAAGAAUUUGAAGCAACGACGAGCUAUUUGGAUUUGUUCAAGGGUGUCAACCGCGUACGAACCGAGAUUACAAUCAUGGUAUAUCUAAUCCAAGUCAUAGCAGGUAAUCCGCUUAUUGGCUAUGCCAACUACUUCUUUGAACAAGCCGGCCUUAAUCCUGCAGAGGCAUUCAACAUGGGCGUUGGAAACACGGCGUUGGGAUUCGUCGGUACCAUCACAUCAUGGUUUCUACUAAACUAUUUCAAACUCGGUCGCCGAACAAUCUACAACACCGGCAUGUGGGUGAUGACGGUGCUUCUCUUCGUCAUCGGCUUCCUCAGUAUCCCAUCUCACAAUACAGGUGCGAUCUGGGCGAUGGCCAGUUGCAUGGAUGUGUGGACGUUUAUCUAUCAGAUGACCGUUGGGCCUAUAUGCUUUGUUGUCAUCUCCGAGAUAUCUUCUACACGAUUGCGGACAAAGUCUAUCGCGAUUUCUACCGCUGUUCAAUCAUUCUUCAACAUUAUCAGCACAAUCGCCAUGCCGUAUAUGUUAAAUAGCGACCAGGCCAAUUGGGGAGGCAAGGCGGGCUUUUUGUUCGGAGGAUUCAGCUUCUUCUGCGCCAUCUGGUGUCAUUUCAGGCUACCUGAGAGCCAGGGAAGGACAUUUGAGGAGCUUGAUAUCCUCUUUCAGAGAAGAGUACCACUAAGACAGUUCAAGACUUAUGACCUCUUGGUAGAGACAGAAGGGGAAAAGACUACGACGGCAUGA